This is a messenger RNA of Clupea harengus (Atlantic herring), 2063 nucleotides long. Its product is annotated as stabilizer of axonemal microtubules 1. NCBI's taxonomy places the organism in Eukaryota, Metazoa, Chordata, Actinopteri, Clupeiformes, Clupeidae. The record is from RefSeq and is a predicted model, not a curated record. Gene Ontology annotation, molecular function: microtubule binding. Gene Ontology annotation, cellular component: cytoskeleton; centriole; axonemal microtubule.
GACACCUUGUGGAUAAAACAAAAACAUACAGUGGAAUUAUCUCGUGACGACUUGUGAAUACAACGAACGCCCCGAAGGCCUACUGGGCCUAGAAACCAAAUGACAUUCUAAACUGAGAAAACCGCAACAAUAUGGUGUAAAUAGAACGUUGGCGUGUAACACUGUGACCACAACAAUGAACCAGUGAAGUUAAUGAUUGUUAUGUAACACGUUUAAAAUGAAUAAUGAUUCCAAACAAUUUUCGUCUAUUUGUCAUUUAGGUUCAAUUUAAGAAUCAAAACAUUAUUUCCAGAAGCAACGUCGGGCUGGCAUGUUUAUCGUAGUAAUCAUUAAGCUGUCCCAUAACUGAAUUAGUAGAGACAAGUAAUCCCGGCGCAGUCAAGUGGAUUUAAGACACUCGCGGCUAUAAUAAGUUUUUAUUUCCAUUGGCUAGACUUUCUUCACUCUUAGCCUUAUUGAGAUGUAGCCUGAGCAGUGUUUGGACAACGACUCGAACAUCACCUGGAACCAUGACGAUACAAUGUCUCUGUCAGAUCUGCAACUGCGGGGAGCACCGGUGUUCUGACGAACCGGCCCUGGUGGAAUGUGACGCGCACCUAACCGACUGCGUCUCUGAGUAUACGGAGAAGUUUACCCCUCACCCCAGCGCAGAGGUACGGAAGAGCAAACACCCCCACGAUGACUACCAUCCACCAGACGGCGACAUGACCUUUAUGACCACCUCCAGGUUCGACUACGUACCACACUGCAUAGUUUCCAGAGCGCCGAGGGCCCAGCCUGCAUAUGUCCCCCCCGAGGGCUCCAUGAAGAUGACCUCCACCUACACCGCGGACUUCCUCCCACACGCCGUGCAGUUCCACAGGGUCCACAAGGUCCAGGAGUACCACCCCACCACGGCGAAGAUGGACGGCCUGUCUACUUACAAGGAGGACUUCUGUACAUGGCCUCCUCAGAGGCGCCAGCCACACCGGCUAACCGACAACCUGACUCUCGAGUCCGGCAAGUUCUGUGGCAUCUCCACCUUCAAGGACGAUUUCCGCCCCAAUAUUGGCAUAGCAACACGAAAGCCCUUCAGGCCGCCGCUCGACUCGGUUGAGCAGCGUGAGACGUUCAAGAGCGCCACCAACUACCGCCAGCAGUACGUCCCCCAUCCAGUAGAGGCGCUGCAGAGGCCCUCUAGCGCCCCCGUGCGUGGAGCCUCUGCUCAGCACAUGCAGUACCAAAACCAGGCAACAGAGGGCGCCCCAGUCUUCCAGGGCACUACAGAGUUCCGCGAGAAGUACCAGCCGUGGCGGCCGGAACCUAGGCAACAGCGUCAGGUAGACGAGUAUGUGCCCCCCACUAGUCACAUGACCUUCCACACCACCAGUCGUGACGACUUCGUCAGGCACGAGUGUACCCCGCCACCGCGGCCCGUGCGCCCCAUCAUCCAGGCCUGGGCAGACGAGAAACCGGCCCACCGGGGCAAGCAUGGGGUGCAGUCCGCCAAGCCAACCACCACCUACAGCUCCCAGUUUACCCCCAAAACUGCACCAAGGCCCGUCUGCAAUAGGUCCAAGCUGGCCCAAAAGCCCUGCAGCGAUGCCCAGCAGCCUGUAGAGGGCGCCGGUGGCCAUCAGCCCGGCCUCAGUGCCAACGCUCACGGUCCACCGUGCCCAGCCAGUCUUGCCAAUCCCCCAGGCUUCCAGGACACAAGCAUGACGCACAGAGGGCACAGACUAUACCGCACCAUCUCUGAUGGGGAGACCGGCACGGCAAAGAGCCACGCGGCAAAGGAGGUUACCACGGUUAACGGCAACCAAUCCCCUCGCGGCCACAUCGUGAGCAGGAAGAUCUUGGCGGCUGACGGUCGCGGCAGGGGACAACACUAGAGCCUCGGUUCGUCACCAAAACAACACCGCGAACAUCACCGCACCAAAACAUCACCACGAACAUCACCGCACCAAAGGCUUUCGUAUUUUUAUAGUCAGAGAUUUCUAUAUGGAUCCAAAGCCACUCUCACAUCAAACACUUGCACAUCAAACCCUUUUGGAAGGGGAACAAAAAUAAAAAAUAAAAAUAAA